Molecule: messenger RNA, 944 nt
Organism: Closterium sp. Naga37s-1
Lineage: Eukaryota; Viridiplantae; Streptophyta; Zygnematophyceae; Desmidiales; Closteriaceae
Source: the annotation of a GenBank genome assembly
AGUCCCUUAUGGCGCCCAGUGCUGCCAGCAGUGGUAGCCUCAAGGUGCUGGUGGCUAGGGGAGGAGAGGUGAGGAGGGGAGAAGCAGAAGAGGUCACUGGAGAAGAAUGGAGGAGGGGGCAAGAAGGCGUGAGGGGAGAAGAGCUGAAAGGACAAUCCGUGGAUGGAGGUGUAGCAGCGGCGCCGAGUCCAGCAGCAGAAGGCACGCCUCUGGUCUUCAACGUGCUCUCUGACGUCGUAUCCUUCACCUUCCCUCCUGCUCCACCUCCUCAGCCCGAAUCUCACCCUCCUGCUGCGGACCCGAGAGUGGGGCCUGCCUUCCUGUCCGCCCCCCGGUCCCGUCUUGCCCUUGCAUCGCCUCUGAUUAUGAUCGGAUUCACCCUCCCAGACCCCUGUGACCCUAGCAGCGACAACACUCCAUGUGCUGAUAUGCAAGCGCAGAAGGCUGAACCUGAAUCAACAGUGACCCCUCAGGCAGGAGCUCUAGCACCCACGGCAGCCCCAGUGGCAGCAGCAACACCCAUUCCACCAGCAGCAGCAGCAGCAGCAGCAGCAGUAGUGGUUGUGCAGGGCUUCGCACUGCAGGAGGUUCUUUCCUCUGCCAUCAAUGCAUCCCUCCCUGCAUCUCCUGCCAUUGCCAUACUCUUCCACCCUCACACCACGCCCACACCCACAUCACCACCACCAUCACCACCAUCAUCACCAUCCUCAUCCCUCCAGCCACAUGGCAACCCCCCAGUGGACGGCUGGCAGCUGCUGGACGCGCGUCUGCUGUGGCAGCAGCAGCAGCCCGGCGUUGCCACCUUCUCUGCCCUGCGCCCUGGACUCUACGCGGUGGCUGUGCAAGAAACCAACCAGUUCCACCUCCUUGGAAUGGAAAUGGCAAGCAUUUCUGGGCAUCUCCAUUCCACCAGGCCUCGCAUCCCUUCCCACGUGACAUCCUAA